Messenger RNA from Bipolaris zeicola 26-R-13, 1110 nucleotides. RefSeq lists its product as uncharacterized. The transcript has a single exon. Lineage: Eukaryota; Fungi; Ascomycota; Dothideomycetes; Pleosporales; Pleosporaceae. The record is from RefSeq and is a predicted model, not a curated record. The coding region runs from base 1 to 1110 and encodes 369 amino acids.
AUGUCUCCGAAAGUCUACCUGAUGUUAUCAAUGUCCAAAAUAUAUCAGCAACAAGAAUAUUCGUUGCUAUCGAUGAUUCGAACAAAUAGCUUCAAUAGUUUUGCAUUCGUGGGAAGCGGCGGCCAGGAACCUCUUCAAGCAACUGAUCCGCGAGACAAAGUAUUUGCUCUCCUAGGUCUUGUAAACGACAAGGAUAGUUUAGAGGCCUUAGGCGUCUUCCCAGAUUACACUAAAUCAAAAGAGGAGGUAUACACAACUACAAUGGCUGCUAUGCUACGACAAGGUCAUAUCUCACUUCUAUCAAUCUGUUGUGGUAUUGAGAGACCAAAUGGUUUGCCUUCCUGGGUACCAGAUUGGUCUAAACCAGACCCGCCAAUGCUGCAGGUAGUCGGUGAUGACGAUCACAACCUGUAUCCCACAUUUAACGCCUGUGGUUCGAAGAACGAACAUCAUUUCGUUUCGCCUAGCAGAGACCACGAGCGUGAGAGAUUAAUGAUAUACGUCAAACAGGUUGACGAGGUCUUCCAACUGGGUCACGUCGACAGGUUGCCCUCAAUGCCCAGAGCCGUAUCUCCAGUUGAGUGGCUUGAUGUGAUGUUGCAACUCACGUACUCUGUUGAGAAGCCAUACUUGGACGUUAAGGAGCGCAUGCAAACCGCAGCCAGAGCCUCGCAUGCAGGUAUGAGAUUUGGAGAAAACAAUAUGCUAAAAAGAGCAAGCGAGUUCCCUGAAGCUAUGCGCAUACUAGAAGAAGUGUAUCAAAGCGACGCAGAGAAAGGCGGUUUCCUCGAAUCCCAAAGUGCUCUGAGAAGGACCCUUUUGAGAUACCGCAUGAUGGAAUUUCCUUCGGAUAUGCAUCAGAUGCUGGGUGAGAUCCUGAGAAUAAAUGAUUGCAAAGUGCCUCUCAUCACAAAAAAAGGUCGCUUAGGAAUUAGUGCCAUGACCGUCGAGGAGGGUGACAUUGUAGUAUUGGUCAGUGGAGUGCAGAUGCCCUUCAUUCUUAGGCCUACAGGUACAAGAUACCUGGUCGUUGGCGAGGCAUACAUUGACGGAAUCAUGGAUGGAGAGGCAGCAGAGGACGGUGAAUGGGUUCACAUGGAACUUGAAUAG